AUGGGCAAGAAGAGCACAAAGGCCCCUGCGCCCAAGAACGAUGCCGCAUCCACGCCUCCCCCGGGUCAGCUCAUGGACUUGGUAGAGAGUUUCCUCUCUGACCAUUCUUUCAAGGGCGCUGCCGACGCCUUCAAGAAGCAGAGAGAGAAGAAGGGCUGGAAAGCGACUGCUGCCACCGACGAAGAGGGUAAUCCUUCCCUUGUCAGUGUUUACCAGACUUGGGAGGCUACCCAGGGCGACGAUAGUAGCAAAUCCAGCAAGUCCAGCAAGAAGGAGUCCUCUAAGAAAGACUCCAGCAGCUCUGAUGGUAGCGACUCUAGCUCUGAUUCAAGCGACGCCAAGGAAGAAGAUGUCGAUAUGAAGGACGCCGAGUCUUCCUUGGACAGCGACAGCGACAGCAGCUCCGAUAGCGACAGCGACGAGGAGGCUGCCAAGCCUAAGGCCUCUAACACGCUGAAGCGAAAAGCUCCGGUCGACGACAGCUCCUCUGAUUCCUCUUCCGACUCUGAUUCUGACUCGAGCUCCUCCGAUUCCGAAUCUGAAUCGGAUAAACCCAAGGCCAAGAAGCAGAAGCGCGCUGCUUCCUCGAGCUCCUCCAGUGACUCUUCUUCCUCAUCCAGCGAAUCCUCCGACUCAAGCGACUCCUCCGAUUCUAGCGAUAGUGAUUCGAGCAGCGACUCAGACGACGAGAGCGCCAAAUCGGACUCUAGCUCUUCUAGCUCCGAUUCAAGCUCUGACUCGAGCUCAGAUUCCGACUCCAGCGACUCAGACGACGAGGCUGCUGCCAAGGUGCCACUUCCCGACUCCGACAGCUCCUCUUCGGACUCCGACUCCGACUCCAGCGACUCUGAGUCUGAUGCAAAGGAGACUAAGAAAGACAAGAAGAUCAAGAAGGAGAAAGAAGUUAAGGACUCUUCCGACUCUUCUGUUACGCUAGACAAGACUUCGCCCGAGUUCCAGUCAAACUCUGCUUACCCACCUCUUCCCCCGGACCCCGUUAUGAACGGUAACGGACGCAAGAAGCAGAACGAGCCUUUCUCCCGCAUUCCCAAGAAUAUCAAGGUUGACGCUAAGUUCGCUUCCAACGAAUACGUCUCUAUCGCCUAUUCCCAAAAAGCUCACGAGGAUCUGAUCGUUACCAAGGGCAAGGGCUUUACAAAGGAGAAGAACAAGAAGAAGAGGGGCAGCUACCGCGGUGGUGCCAUCGACAUCCACGAUAAGAAGGGCAUCUACUUCGAUGAUUAA
Messenger RNA from Fusarium tjaetaba, 1245 nucleotides. RefSeq names its product SRP40-suppressor of mutant AC40 of RNA polymerase I and III. The transcript has a single exon. Bases 1 to 1245 code for a protein of 414 amino acids. NCBI's taxonomy places the organism in Eukaryota, Fungi, Ascomycota, Sordariomycetes, Hypocreales, Nectriaceae. Gene Ontology annotation, cellular component: nucleoplasm; nucleolus. The record is from RefSeq and is a predicted model, not a curated record.